AUGAAGUCAUUUGCUAUUCUCUCAUUAUUUAUUACUGCUUCUUUGGCACAGUCUUCCUCCAGUUCCAAUCCUUACAUUCCUUCAGGAAUCAGUCAAGGUUGUUCAGACUAUUUAGCUAGUUUGAACAGCAACAGCAGUUUCUCCUCCUGCACAACCCCAAUCACAUCUGCGACAUCUGCGUUCGCACCGGGGGUCAACUCGAGCAACAUCACCACAAGCCUUAUUAACACUGUAUUGAGCAACCUCUGCUCGGAAUCUGCGUUCAAUGCAUGCCCCGACAGCACUGUUCGCUCUCAAUUGAUGUCCUACUACUCGGCAUGCUCCGCAGAACUCACGACGAAUCUCAAUACCGAUGUCCUCAGGACUUAUGAUGUUCUCUAUGUCUUGACGCCACUCAGAGAAGCCGUAUGCUCGAAGUCUGACAACGGUCAAUACUGUGUCACGCAGUUAAACACCACAUCCAGUAGUUCUGCUGUUGGAAAUGUGGCUUUGGUGACCCCCAACAAACAACAGGCGUUGCAACAAUACCUAUAUACUACAUCUAACAGCGGGGCUUCUGCACGUCGGGACGUUAGCAACUCCACCACUGCACUUAUUCCCAACACCACGACAUUCCAGGAUACCAAUCUCGUGUUCCUCUUCCUUGAUUCCACAAUGAAUUCGACUCAACUCUGCACCACUUGCACACGCAACAUUCUCACGUCAUACAUCACGUUCGAGUCCAGUCUCCCUUAUGCCCCAGGUCUGAACAACAGCUUACUGCUCCGUGGUCAGUCUGCUCUUUACAAUGCCGCCACGUCAACUUGCCCAAGCGGCUUCUUGAGUGGCGCUGUGCAGGCCGCGGGCGGCCUUUCCGGUGGCCUUAUGAGUGGCAGUCCCCGGUCAAUAAAUGCCGAUGUAUCGUUGCUCGUCAGUGCUAUCUUGGGUGCUGCAGGUCUCGCGAUCACAGCUUUCUGA
This is a messenger RNA of Suillus bovinus, 957 nucleotides long. RefSeq lists its product as uncharacterized. The coding region runs from base 1 to 957 and encodes 318 amino acids. The transcript is spliced from 2 exons. The record is from RefSeq and is a predicted model, not a curated record. Lineage: Eukaryota; Fungi; Basidiomycota; Agaricomycetes; Boletales; Suillaceae.